GCCCCGCGCUCCCCGGCGAGGCGCCGCCGCCCGGCCCGGCCCGGCCUCGCCUCGGACGCCUCGCUCCGACAUGCCCCGCUCUGGCGGCCGGGCUCGCGGAGGAUCAUGACUGCGGCAGCGAACUGGGUGGCGAACGGGGCGAGCCUGGAGGAUUGUCACUCCAACCUCUUCUCGCUGGCUGAACUCACAGGAAUCAAAUGGCGUAGGUACAAUUUUGGAGGGCAUGGGGACUGUGGACCCAUAAUUUCAGCCCCAGCCCAAGAUGAUCCAAUCCUGUUAAGUUUCAUCCGCUGUCUGCAAGCCAACUUGCUGUGUGUAUGGCGUCGAGAUGUCAAACCAGAUUGCAAAGAGUUAUGGAUAUUCUGGUGGGGUGACGAACCCAACCUAGUGGGUGUAAUACAUCAUGAACUUCAGGUUGUGGAAGAAGGACUCUGGGAAAAUGGCCUUUCCUAUGAAUGUCGGACACUGCUCUUCAAAGCAAUCCACAAUCUGUUAGAAAGGUGUCUAAUGGAUAAGAACUUCGUUAGGAUUGGGAAGUGGUUUGUCCGACCCUAUGAAAAGGAUGAAAAACCAGUCAACAAAAGUGAGCAUUUGUCCUGUGCAUUCACAUUCUUUCUUCAUGGGGAAAGUAAUGUAUGUACAAGUGUGGAGAUUGCCCAACACCAGCCAAUUUAUUUGAUCAAUGAGGAGCAUAUACACAUGGCUCAGUCUUCACCUGCACCAUUUCAAGUACUGGUAAGUCCUUAUGGCUUAAAUGGCACGCUCACAGGCCAAGCAUACAAGAUGUCAGACCCAGCCACCCGUAAGUUGAUUGAGGAAUGGCAGUAUUUCUACCCAAUGGUGCUGAAAAAGAAAGAAGAAUUGAAAGAAGAAGAGGAGUUGGGAUAUGAUGAUGAUUUCCCUGUGGCAGUUGAAGUAAUUGUUGGUGGUGUUCGGUUGGUUUAUCCUUCAGCAUUUGUUUUGAUCUCUCAGAAUGACAUCCCCGUUCCUCAGAGUGUUGCUGGUGCUGGAGGCCAUAUUACAGUGGGGCAGCAGGGACUUGGUAGUGGGAAGGACCCAAGUAACUGUGGGAUGCCUCUUACCCCUCCCACCUCUCCAGAACAGGCUGUGAUAGGGGAGAGUGGAGGUACGCAGAGUGCGGUCAGUCACCUAGGCUCCCAAGACGGGGGGAUGAUAACUAUGCACAGUCCAAAGAGAUCGGGGAAAAUUCCUCCAAAACUCCACAAUCAUAUGGUCCAUCGAGUCUGGAAGGAAUGCAUCCUCAACAGAGCCCAGUCCAAGAGGAGCCAAAUGUCAACUCCAACUCUUGAAGAAGAGCCUGCUAAUAAUCCUGCUACUUGGGAUUUUGUGGAUCCAACCCAAAGAGUCAGCUGUUCUUGCUCUAGGCAUAAACUUUUAAAACGUUGUGCAGUAGGACCCAAUCGACCUCCCGCAAUAUCUCAACCAGGGUUCAGUGCAGGACCGUCAUCAUCUUCAUCUUUACCACCUCCUGCGUCUAAGCACAAAACAACAGAAAGACCGGAAAAGGGAGACAAAUUGCAAAAGAGACCCUUGAUACCAUUUCACCAUAGGCCCUCUGUGGCUGAUGAGUUCUGUAUGGAGCAGGAUACACCAGGACAGAAGCUAGGGUUGGCAGGGAUAGACUCCUCCUUAGAGGUGUCUAGCAGUAGGAAGUAUGAUAAACAAAUGGCCGUGCCUUCCAGAAAUACAAGCAAGCAAAUGAAUCUGAAUCCUAUGGAUUCUCCUCAUUCCCCUAUUUCCCCUCUGCCGCCAACACUCAGCCCUCAGCCACGAGGUCAGGAAACGGAGAGUUUGGACCCGCCCUCUGUCCCUGUGAACCCAGCCCUCUAUGGAAAUGGGCUAGAACUUCAGCAGUUGUCGACUCUGGAUGACAGAACUGUCCUCGUAGGCCAAAGGCUGCCUUUGAUGGCAGAGGUCAGCGAGACAGCCUUAUAUUGUGGGGUUAGGCCCUCGAACCCCGAGUCAUCCGACAAGUGGUGGCACAGUUAUCGCCUCCCCCCCAUUGAUGAUGCUGAGUUCCGGCCCCCAGAACUCCAGGGUGACAGAUGUGAUGCCAAAAUGGAGGUAAACUCAGAGAGCACUGCAUUGCAAAGACUUUUAGCACAACCUAACAAACGGUUUAAAAUCUGGCAAGAAAAGCAGCCCCAGAUGCAGCCACUCCACUUCCUUGACCCAUUGCCUCUAUCUCAACAACCUGGAGACAGUUUGGGAGAAAUCAAUGAUCCAUACACCUUUGAGGAUGGUGACAUAAAAUACAUCUUUACAGCAAACAAGAAAUGCAAACAAGGGACAGAGAAAGAUUCCCUGAAAAAGAAUAAGUCAGAGGAUGGAUUUGGUACCAAGGAUGUCACUACACCAGGUCAUUCCACGCCGGUGCCUGAUGGGAAAAAUGCCAUGUCUAUUUUCAGUUCUGCUACUAAAACAGAUGUCCGGCAGGAUAAUGCUGCUGGCAGAGCUGGCUCCAGUAGCCUUACACAGGUGACAGAUCUGGCACCUUCCCUGCAUGACUUAGACAACAUCUUUGACAAUUCCGAUGAUGACGAACUUGGGGCUGUAUCACCUGCGCUGCGUUCAUCCAAAAUGCCUGUAGUUGGGGCAGAAGAUCGACCUCUUGGGAAGGAUGGAAGAGCUGCUGUUCCUUACCCACCAACAGUUGCAGACUUGCAAAGGAUGUUCCCCACUCCUCCUUCUUUAGAACAGCACCCUGCAUUUUCUCCUGUGAUGAAUUAUAAAGAUGGAAUCAGUUCAGAGACAGUGACAGCAUUAGGCAUGAUGGAGAGCCCUAUGGUCAGUAUGGUAUCAACACAGCUCACUGAAUUCAAAAUGGAAGUAGAAGAUGGAUUAGGAAGUCCCAAGCCAGAGGAAGUAAAGGACUUUUCUUAUGUGCACAAAGUUCCAACCUUUCAACCUUUGGUGGGAUCCUCCAUGUUUGCUCCACUGAAGAUGUUGCCGAGCCAAUGCCUGCUACCUCUGAAGAUACCUGAUGCCUGUCUGUUUCGGCCUUCAUGGGCAAUCCCUCCUAAAAUUGAACAACUGCCCAUGCCACCUGCAGCCAUUUUCAAUAGAGAUGGCUACAAUAAUGUGCCUAGUGUCGGGAGCCUAGCAGAUCCAGACUAUCUGAAUACACCACAGAUGAACACACCAGUGACGUUGAACAGCGCUGCCCCAGCCAGCAACAGUGGAGCAGGAGUUUUGCCAUCUCCAGCAACCCCUCGCUUCUCCGUCCCCACACCACGAACCCCCAGGACCCCAAGAACUCCCAGAGGUGGGGGCACUGCCAGUGGUCAAGGGUCAGUUAAAUAUGAUAGCACCGAUCAGGGGUCACCAGCCUCUACCCCCUCUACCACACGGCCCCUUAACUCUGUGGAGCCUGCCACCAUGCAGCCAAUUCCUGAAGCCCACAGUCUCUAUGUCACCCUGAUUCUCUCAGAUUCUGUGAUGAAUAUCUUUAAAGACAGAAAUUUUGACAGCUGUUGCAUCUGUGCCUGCAACAUGAACAUCAAAGGGGCGGAUGUUGGGCUUUACAUCCCUGACUCUUCCAAUGAGGAUCAAUAUCGCUGUACCUGUGGGUUUAGUGCGAUUAUGAAUCGUAAACUUGGCUAUAAUUCGGGACUCUUCCUGGAAGAUGAGUUGGAUAUUUUUGGGAAGAAUUCUGAUAUUGGUCAGGCUGCGGAGAGGCGCUUAAUGAUGUGUCAGACUACCUUCCUUCCUCAGAUGGAAGGAGCCAGAAAAUCCCAGGAGCCACCUAUAAGCCUUCUCCUCCUCCUCCAGAAUCAACAUACACAACCUUUUGCUUCACUGAGUUUCCUGGACUAUAUUUCCUCUAACAGUCGUCAGACUCUUCCCUGUGUAAGCUGGAGUUAUGACCGGGUACAAGCAGAUAAUAAUGAUUACUGGACGGAAUGCUUUAAUGCCUUGGAGCAGGGCCGACAGUAUGUAGAUAAUCCCACGGGUGGAAAAGUAGAUGAAGCUCUGGUGAGAAGUGCCACUGUACACUCUUGGCCUCAUAGUAACGUGCUAGACAUCAGCAUGCUCUCCUCCCAAGAUGUGGUCCGCAUGCUGCUGUCCCUGCAGCCCUUUCUCCAAGACGCCAUCCAAAAGAAGCGCACGGGCAGGACCUGGGAGAAUAUCCAGCAUGUGCAGGGGCCGCUAACAUGGCAGCAGUUCCACAAAAUGGCGGGACGGGGCACCUAUGGUUCAGAAGAAUCUCCUGAGCCGUUGCCCAUUCCCACUCUGCUGGUAGGCUAUGACAAGGACUUCCUCACCAUCUCUCCAUUCUCUUUGCCAUUUUGGGAGAGGCUGUUGUUGGACCCAUACGGGGGCCAUCGUGAUGUUGCCUAUAUUGUGGUGUGUCCAGAAAAUGAGGCCUUGCUCGAAGGAGCCAAAACUUUCUUCAGGGACUUGAGUGCUGUAUAUGAGAUGUGUAGGCUUGGGCAGCACAAGCCCAUCUGCAAAGUGCUACGAGAUGGGAUCAUGCGUGUGGGAAAGACCGUGGCACAGAAGCUGACUGAUGAGCUUGUGAGUGAGUGGUUUAACCAGCCAUGGAGCAGUGAGGAGAAUGACAAUCAUUCCAGACUCAAACUUUAUGCGCAAGUUUGCCGCCAUCACCUAGCACCUUAUCUAGCCACUCUGCAGCUCGAUAGCAGCCUGUUGAUACCACCUAAGUACCAGUCCCCACCAGCAGCAGCACCGGGACAAGCUACACCUGGGAAUGCUGGGCCUCUAGCUUCAAAUUCAGGAUCGACAGUGUCCUCAGCUGGCAGUGCAUUCAACCCCACCUCCAGCAGCAGUUCUGGGAACCCUGCAGCAAGUAGCUCCGCGUCUGGUUCCUCUGUGCCACCCGUUUCAUCGUCUGCUCCCGCUCCAGUUAUUAACCAGAUCAGCACUACCUCUUCCUCAGGAUUCAGUGCUAGUGUUGUGGGGCAGAACCCCGGCACUGGGGCCAGUUCUGCAGAUAGAACGCAAGGGAACCUAGGCUGUGUUGGAGACCCUGAGCCUGGGCAGAGCUCCUCCCAAUCCUCGCAGGAUGGACAAGAAAGUGUCACGGAACGAGAGAGAAUAGGAAUUCCCACUGAGCCUGACUCCGCAGACAGCCAGGCCUAUCCCCCAGCUGUUGUCAUUUACAUGGUGGACCCCUUCACUUACACUGCAGACGAAGAUUCCACUUCUGGAAACUUUUGGCUGUUGAGUUUGAUGCGCUGCUACACAGAAAUGCUGGAUAAUUUACCUGAGCAUAUGAGAAAUUCUUUCAUUCUCCAGAUUGUGCCUUGCCAGUACAUGCUGCAGACAAUGAAGGACGAACAAGUUUUCUACAUUCAAUACUUGAAGUCCAUGGCAUUUUCGGUGUACUGCCAAUGCCGGCGACCUCUGCCCACACAGAUCCACAUUAAGUCCCUCACGGGAUUUGGGCCUGCCGCCAGCAUCGAGAUGACCCUCAAGAACCCAGAGCGACCCAGCCCAAUCCAGCUUUAUUCCCCUCCUUUUAUAUUGGCCCCAAUCAAAGAUAAGCAGACGGAGCUGGGAGAGACAUUUGGGGAGGCGAGCCAGAAAUACAACGUCCUCUUUGUGGGCUACUGUCUGUCUCAUGACCAGCGCUGGCUUUUGGCUUCCUGCACUGACCUCCAUGGGGAAUUAUUAGAAACUUGUAUUGUAAAUAUCGCUUUACCAAACAGAUCACGGAGGAGUAAAGUAUCUGCACGUAAAAUUGGACUACAGAAGUUAUGGGAGUGGUGCAUAGGAAUUGUCCAGAUGACAUCUCUACCGUGGAGAGUUGUAAUCGGCCGACUUGGGCGCCUAGGCCACGGGGAGCUUAAAGAUUGGAGUAUCCUCCUUGGAGAAUGUUCACUACAGACAAUCAGCAAACGGCUCAAGGAUGUGUGCCGGAUGUGUGGAAUCUCUGCUGCAGACUCUCCUUCAAUCCUUAGUGCCUGCCUGGUUGCCAUGGAGCCCCAGGGGUCCUUUGUAGUGAUGCCAGAUGCUGUCACAAUGGGCUCUGUUUUUGGCCGAAGUACCGCACUGAACAUGCAGUCAUCUCAACUGAAUACCCCACAAGACGCUUCCUGUACGCACAUCUUGGUGUUCCCAACAUCAUCAACCAUCCAGGUGGCUCCAGCCAACUAUCCCAAUGAAGAUGGGUUUAGCCCCAACAAUGAUGACAUGUUUGUUGACCUUCCAUUCCCAGAUGAUAUGGACAAUGAUAUUGGCAUAUUAAUGACUGGGAACCUCCAUUCCUCUCCCAACUCCUCCCCGGUUCCUUCCCCAGGCUCUCCUUCUGGAAUUGGAGUGGGCUCUCACUUCCAGCACAGUCGGAGUCAGGGUGAGCGUCUUCUCUCUAGAGAGGCACCCGAGGAGCUGAAGCAGCAGCCUCUGGCCCUUGGGUAUUUUGUAUCAACUGCCAAAGCAGAGAAUCUCCCACAGUGGUUUUGGUCGUCGUGUCCCCAGGCUCAGAACCAGUGCCCCCUCUUCCUAAAGGCUUCACUGCAUCACCACAUUUCUGUAGCACAGACGGAUGAACUUCUCCCUGCCAGGAAUUCUCAGCGGGUUCCACAUCCUCUUGACUCCAAAACCACAUCUGAUGUUUUAAGGUUUGUUUUGGAGCAGUACAACGCUCUAUCCUGGCUCACGUGCAAUCCGGCUACCCAGGACCGUACCUCCUGCCUUCCCGUCCACUUUGUGGUGCUCACUCAGUUGUACAAUGCCAUCAUGAAUAUACUUUAAUUGGAAAAGCACUUGUUCUCUCUGGCUCGGUUCCUCCUCCCUGCAGCCUCAGCCCAAGGAGCCUGCUACACUCUGCAAAUGCCCCACAUCCUCUUCUUGAGACCACUCUCCACAGUCCUGCACUGUGAUUACUCCUCAGCAGGCACAGGUCAUUUCUGCAGUGUUCAUUCCCAGAGGGAUUCAUUGAUACUUCUCUCAUGGACCUGGAAACUUCCAUAAGCAGUGACUUUUAGCCAGUGUUAUGGUGUGUGCAGCCCCAAACCACUGGUCCGCAGGAAGUUUGGUGGUGGUGGUGGUGGUGGUGGUGGUGGUGGUGGUGGUGGUGGUGGUUUUUAAGAGGGAAACAGAAGAGACAGUAUCCUUUUGCACAAGAGUCUGUGUUUCCAGUCUCUGUUUAAAAACAAGGGCAGUUUAGCCCUUUUGGAUAUAAUCCUCUAGUUAUUGGUGUAUGGCCUGUGGGUUACCCGAACUCCAUAAUCUGGGACUUCUUAAAAAUAAGAACCAGCUCAAGUAUAUGAUCUCAUAAUGGGGUUUCUGUCUCCCUAGUGCCCCCAUCUAGAUUGGCAUGGAUGCUUUGGUUGACUUCAUACCUGUGUGUAGAUACAAAAGGUCUGGAGACAUCUUCAUUUUGUUUAUUUAUUUUAAGUUGUUUUGUCAUGUUUUUUUGUGACUUUCUUUUGAUUUUUUUUUUUAAUUCAUGAGGACCAGGUACAGUAGCUGAAACCCAACUCAGAUCCACCGUAGGAUUCUUUGACUACAUACCUCUGUCCUAGAAGCCGGAAAAGGAGUGAAAACAGAUUGGGGAGAUAAGCCUAAAAAGUAAUAUAUUCAAAACCACCCAGCAGUAGGCUUUAUUAAGAACAAACUGGGUAAACAUUCUGCCAUGUUUCUUAUUAAAAGUGGCCAGCGUUUCAUGAAGGAUAACAUUUUUAUACAGAAGGCAGUCAAGCUCAACCCAGAGCCAUGGAGGCAAGUACCUUCAUUAGUUUUAUAUAGUCACAACGGAAAUAUAUUUUCUAGUGAAUUCUUAUUGAAAGCCAGGUCUCUCCUCUCAUUAGAUCAAAAGGGACUCAUGUACAUAUCAUAAUUGAAAGUGUUUGCUCAUAAAAUCAGUUAUAAAUAUGGUGACUUUUUUCUGGACCAUAGGAAUAUUAUUUCAAAGAAAUAUUACAACUUAACCAUUAAAUUAGUACUUGAAGUUGAGCCUUUGUGGUGGGACUUUUUUAAAAAAAUAUAAUGCCUUUUUAAAGCAUUAAUGGCUAAUUGAAGUAUUUUAUGACUCCUCAUUCCAGGCCCCAGAGGGUUGUCUUUAAGACCCCGUUUCUGACCUUGACGUCGCAGCGCGUUUCUGUCUGAGGGCAGUGGGCAUGGGCUUGCCUCCCGCAAGCAGCUCUGGUCAGGCUGUUGAGCUCUAGUCAUCUGUGGAGAGAAUCAUGCAAAUUUUAAAGUUCUUCCAAGAGACUUCCAUAUCCUGAUUAUUAACAAAAACAAAAAACAAAAAAAAAAAAAACAAAAAAAAACAAAAACAAAAAAAGAAAAAAAUGUAAUAACUGAUAUGAUUUUGUAAAAGUAUUUUUCUUGAAAUAAUCUAACGUUUAAAACAUUAUAUUAAAAAAAGUUGUGUGGUGGGAAUAUGUAAGCAGAGAAAUAACUUGUAAAUGGAUAAUUUUAUUCUCUGUACCACCAAUUGGGGGGGGGUGACUUUCACAAUGUAUAGGUUAAAAAAAAUCUGAUAUAUCAAACCAUUUGUAUCUAAUGUGUACAGUGUAAAAUUGACUUUAAAAAUAUUGCAGUGCUAUUUUUUCUUAAUCAGAAAGGAAAAAUUCUCAAGGCCUUUUGAAGAGCAUAAGAUGAUGAAGAUUGUAAACUUGUAUAAAAUUAUCUUGGUGAGAAGACAAAUUGUAAAGUAGAUAUUUGUAAUCUUUUACCACUUUGGGGUUGCUUUUUUUCCCAGAAUUCAUCAGAACUUUGAAUUUUUUUUUAAUAUGGGCUGUUUUUAAUGCAGGGGCUUUUCUUCCCUAGAAACCCAAUUCUAAGCAAAAAAAAAAAAAGAAAAAACCCACAAAAAACAAAAAACCCCUACAAAAAUUAAAAAAAAAAAAAAAAAGGCAGCAAAGGGUAGUUUUCAUCUGGUGUCUUUUAUUUAAGUUUUUUAAGUUAAGAAAAGCUGGUGACAUAUUUAUACGUUUUUGUGCAAAAAUAAAUGAAUGGCAAUAGAUUUUAAAAAAUCUUAUUAUGUACUUCUGUGUGAAAAAGUCUGUAUAAUAUUUCCCUUAAAUAUGCAUUAUUUUACUUGUGAGUUUUUUACUGAAUUAAUCUGAAAUGUACAAGCCCUGGAUUUGCUACAGAGUGAGAAGUUAUUUUAUUUUUUUUUUUUAUUUUUAAUUUUGGAAAUCCUGCAGAAAUCAGAACUCUUACCAUGGUUUGAACUAAAAAGGGGAAAUGGGGAGGGGAGAGGGGUGGGAUUGUCCAGCAUGCUUGUAUGUAUAUUUCAGAACCUUUUUUAAAUGUAAAAGCUGUACAUUUCUGGGAAGUUCUGAAUUUCUUUUGUUUCCUUUUUUCCUUCGAGCAUUUUGCAGUGAGCUUCUUUUAUAUAUAGCAAACAAUUUGAAAGAAUACAAAAAUAUGUGAAGUUCAUUUAAAACUACAGUAUAGCGCUGGUACAGUACACUAAAGACUUUGAUAAAAAGAAACAAUACUAAAAGGCCUCCAUUUUAAAUGUCAUUCAUAUAUACCUUGUGAAUGAGAGCUAUAUACUUUUACACACUUUUUUAGAGGAAUAAAUUAUUGAAUUACUGAAA
Nyctereutes procyonoides (raccoon dog) is the source of this 9539-nucleotide messenger RNA. It is a transcript of the gene MED13L, whose product is annotated as mediator complex subunit 13L. Gene Ontology annotation, biological process: regulation of transcription by RNA polymerase II. Gene Ontology annotation, cellular component: mediator complex. The transcript is spliced from 31 exons. Gene Ontology annotation, molecular function: transcription coregulator activity. Bases 106 to 6738 code for a protein of 2210 amino acids. The record is from RefSeq and is a predicted model, not a curated record. NCBI's taxonomy places the organism in Eukaryota, Metazoa, Chordata, Mammalia, Carnivora, Canidae.